CAAGGCAAGGCAAGCCAGACAGUCAACCAGCCAACCUAACUUAACUUUUUGAAAUGAAUUUGUGAUAUGUUUUCAUUCGUUUGUUGAUUGUUCAACGGAACGGUUGUAUUUCUCUCUCUCACUUGUCGUCAGUGUGUGACAAAGAUUUUGAAAAAAUUUGAAAAACAGAAUAAAAAAUUUCAAAUAAAUGAAAUUAAUGCAAGAAUUAAUAAAAAGUGAGACAAAAAAUCACAGAACAAAUUUUGAGAAAAUAUCUUGAAAAAAAGAAAAACAAGUGAAACAAAUAAAAACAAACAAGAGUGAAAAAACUCAAUUUUGAAAAAAAAAAUCAAGAAGAAGAAGAAGAAAAGAAACUCCAUAGAAACGGAUUUAAUUAACAACAAUUUUAAACAACAAUUUGUGAAAAUUCAACAAACAAACAUUAAAAAAUGGAUAUUGCUCUAUUACCCUCACCACCGGCCACACCGCCAUUGUGCGAAAACAAAAAUGAAAAUAAUGCCCACACAGUGUCCCACAACUUGGACGACAAACUGUUAAAGGCCAAACUCCAACUGCAAUUGGAUCAGCAGCAGCAACAAAAACACCACAAAUCCUCAAAUGCCGGUCUCAUUACACCCCAACCCUCAGAUACGGAAGAUGAUGCUGUGGAUUGUGGUAAGCCACCGGUUGUGAAAAAACAAAAACUGGAUAUACCCACACCGGCCACAACACCCAAUUUAUUAGCCCAGCAGCAACAGCCGCAACGGGCCAGUGUUAUAAUGCAUGUCAACAGUUCCGGCAUUUGCUCGGCCAUUGAUGAAAAUUCCUGUUCAUCAACCAUAUCCAGUAUCUCACAAACACCCUCCACAGUAUCCAGCGUAUCCAGCUGCUCGUCGGCGGCCUCGUCGUUAUCCUCGGAUGCGGAUGACAGCAGUUCACAGACCAAUGUUUACCGUAGCAUAAAAUUUAAAAUGAAUCGCAAGCGAACGGCCACAGAGACUACAGACUUCAAUUCAGAUUCUGAAUUAACACAGGAUGUGAAGACAACGGCGGCGGAAAUUAAGGACAGCUGUUCAGUCGUGGAAUCCGUGGUACCCCAAACAAAAGAAGAAGAACAAGAAGAACAACAACAAGUAUUAUUAGAAACCAAAAAUCCAGAAAAUACUUCCCAACAAUUCCGUUUUACAUUGCCAAAUGCAAGUCCCAUGCCUACCGCCUCCGCCCCCCUAAAUGGCCACAAUGUGGCGGCCUCGUUGCAGUAUCAGAUACUGGCAGCAGCACCCCACCAAACCAAUCAGGGUUUGUUGACCUCACAAUUUGUGCUGCCCAAUGUUUUGCUGCAAAGUCUCAGUAACAACAUAAUUCCUGCCGUCACAGCUCCUUCCAAUGUUACAUCUCAACAGAAUACAACUCCCGCCACAUCCAAUGCUGCUGCCGCCGCUUCAGCUGAACGUAAACGCAUUUAUGAAUGCAAUCAUCCCGAUUGCGGUAAAAACUAUUUCAAAUCCAGCCAUUUGAAGGCCCAUCAACGUGUCCACACGGGCGAAAGGCCCUUCAUCUGCAAAUGGGAAAAUUGUGAUAAACGUUUUUCACGUUCCGAUGAGCUGUCACGUCACAAGAGAACCCAUACGGGUGAAAAGAAAUUCGUUUGCCAUGUUUGUGACAAGAAGUUCAUGCGCAGCGAUCAUUUGUCCAAACAUGUCAAGAGGCAUGCCUCGAAACGGCAACAGGAAUGUAAUCGUAAUGGGGGUGGCAUCAACUCCAUGGUAAAUGCUACUCCUGUUGUGAAUAACACCAGCAGCAACAGCAGCAGUGGCCUAGUUGUGGAGCCAUCAAUGCUCAAUGGAACGGCAAAUAUGAUUAAACAUUUAAGGCCCAUUGCACCAGCAACCGCUUGCAACACUACCACCAGCACCACCACCCCCAGUCAUCAUGUCUAUCAUCAGCAUCAACCAUCUACAAACACCAUGAAUACAGUACAAAUUAAUGGAGCCAAUACCAAUUCCUCAACGGCUCCCACAGCUUUGCAGUUGCAAAUCUGUAAUGCCAGCGAUUUGAUAAGCCUCCAUCAGCAUCAGGUGGCGGCCGUAAAUUUUGCCCAAAUGAUACCACAGCAGUAAAUUUCAAAACUACUAUUUUCAAUACUUUUUUUAAAUAAGAAAACCAAUCUCAUUUCAAAAUCCUAAAUCAAUUCAAUACUGGAAGAGGGUUAUCGUAACACAGAAAAAAGGAAGAAACCACUUUUUAAAGACCAUUCCGAUGAAAGCGUUUCUAGGAAACCUUUUUUUAAAACCCUGAAGACUUUAAAAUCAAAUAUUUAAAUAGAAACAGUAUUUUGUAUUAAAAAUUUCAAAAUGUUUCCUAUAGGCGUUUUCAAAAAUUUAACAAAAAAACAACAAUAUCUUUUCCAACUUUGAAAUUAAAAAAAUCUAAUUGGAAACCAGUCAAAUAGCUUGGAGCAAAGAAAAGUUAUGGGAAAAAUUAGCGUUUUGAAGCCUAAAAUAAUGAAAAAACGGAAUUUGAAAAUUUUUCUUAAAAAAAAUGGAAAAAAUGAACAAUUUUGAAAAUGAGAAAAGAAAAGCGAUUUUGACUGGAAUAAUUUCUUUCUAAAAAUAAUAGAAGAAUACCAUAAAAAUCUUAAUCACUUCAAUUCAGAUAAAUCCGUAAAUAGUUGAAAAAAAUUGUAAUUUAAAAUAUUUUACUGCUGUAAAAAUUGCAAAAAUAUUAAUUUAAAAAAUAUUAUAAUUAAUUAAUAUUUCCCUAAGUUAUUUUCACUAAACUCAAGUACCCACGCAAUAUGUAUUCCUUGCUUUCUUCCUUUUUUAUUUUUGGUUAUUAUAUAAAAACAACAAAUGGCUUAGUAUUUUCCCUUCUUUUUUCAAAUAUUUUAAAUUUUAUGUUUAACUUUCCGAACAAUUCAUUUAAAAAAAUAUUUCUUUCUAUUUUUUCCUUUCCACAAAAAUUUUCGUAUUCAGCCAUUUUGUUAUCGUUAUUUUGUUUUUAUCAAAAAAUAUUUAAAAAAAAUUGCAUAAAAACAAAAAAGUAUGUUUAAAAAAAAUAAAAACAAUUUUAGCAUAUAUAACUUUAUAAUACAUAUAUAACAAAUAUAAACUGUGAUAUUUAAGUUUUUUGUUUUAUUAUUUUUUUUUAUUUUUGUAAUUUUUAUUUCAUUCUUAAGGUGUUUAAUAAAAAAAAAACACACGCAAAGAAAAAGCCUAUAAGAAAGUAUCUUUAAAGAAACAAAUAUUUAAUUUAUUUUAUAUAUUUACUAUCUAUCUAUACUAUCUCUCCCUUAUCAAUUGUAUAAAUAAAAACUUUUUUCACCUAAAUAUUGUAAAAUACAAAAAAAAUUUUAUCCAAGAAGAAAAAAAAAAUAAUGAGAAAAAAUAUGAAAAGGAUUUAAAGAAGAACAAAAAAAUGAAAAAAGAAAAAAAUCAUCCUAUCCAACAAAACAAAAAAUAAUAAAACAAUAUACUAUAUUUUCCAAAUCAUUCUAAAACUUAA
Musca domestica (house fly) is the source of this 3483-nucleotide messenger RNA. RefSeq names its product Krueppel-like factor 10 (gene cbt). Gene Ontology annotation, molecular function: RNA polymerase II cis-regulatory region sequence-specific DNA binding; DNA-binding transcription factor activity, RNA polymerase II-specific. Bases 429 to 2099 code for a protein of 556 amino acids. NCBI's taxonomy places the organism in Eukaryota, Metazoa, Arthropoda, Insecta, Diptera, Muscidae. The record is from RefSeq and is a predicted model, not a curated record. The transcript is spliced from 2 exons. Gene Ontology annotation, biological process: regulation of transcription by RNA polymerase II.